Fusarium oxysporum Fo47 is the source of this 892-nucleotide messenger RNA. RefSeq lists its product as uncharacterized. The record is from RefSeq and is a predicted model, not a curated record. The coding region runs from base 213 to 758 and encodes 181 amino acids. NCBI's taxonomy places the organism in Eukaryota, Fungi, Ascomycota, Sordariomycetes, Hypocreales, Nectriaceae. The transcript has 2 exons.
AAUGACAUCAUUGUGCCACUGCAGUUGCCUUGGUGAGAUAUCUUCCUUCGUGAUGGACUUCCUUCAAAUUACUAUAAAGUGUUCUCCUCUCCCGCCCUUCGACUCAACUUAAUUCCUUCAUCAACAUCCUUGAAAUCCAAACACUAUCAAGAACUCCAACCUACACAAGCAUAAACAAACCACAAAUCCCACCAAACCCAUCAAUCACCAACAUGUCUGAUACCCCCCAGCCUUCCACUCUCAAGUCCGUCGUCGACUCCGCCUCCGGUGCUGUCCAGAGCGCUAUUGGUAGUCUUACUGGAAACACCAGCGACCAGGCCGCUGGCGACCUCAAGAAGCAGAAGGCCGAGGCCGAGCAUGAUGCGUCCCACGCUACCGCCAAGCUCCCUGGUGCCACCCUCUCUGGCUCCGGUGCCGCCGCCAAAGAUGACACCAACCGCACUGAGGGUUCUUGGAACCAGACUGCUGGCUCCGCUAAGGAGGCCGUUGGUGGAAUCAUCGGCAGCGAGUCCCUGAAGAAGGCUGGCCACGAGCAGAAUCUCGAGGGUAGAAACCAGGAGGCCAAGGGUCAGCUCAGUGAUCUCGGCACUGGCAUCAGCGAGCGUGUCCAGGGUACUCUUGGUGGCGCCGUCUCCAACCUCACCGGCAACAAGGAGCAGGAGGCUCACUACGACGAGCUUCGUGCUGAGGGCAAGACCCGCCAGCGUGGUGUUGAGCACGAUCUCCAGAAGCAGGCUGAGGCAGAGAGCCGCGAAUAAACCGGCAAUUCCAACAUUGGUAACAGCGUAGGGUGAUAAGCAUGAAGUGACGAGAAUAUGAUACCCCAAAGUUGUGGCAUGGACGGAAGAGGAAGGUCCUACUAGAUACUCCUAAUAAACACCAUCAACAGUUA